Molecule: messenger RNA, 479 nt
Organism: Stylophora pistillata
Lineage: Eukaryota; Metazoa; Cnidaria; Anthozoa; Scleractinia; Pocilloporidae
Product: nuclear pore complex protein DDB_G0274915-like
Source: RefSeq, a predicted model, not a curated record
AGGUAUUGGAAGUAUUAGUUUCUUGAGAAAUAGUAUUACAUUUUGCAUUUCUAAAGAAACCGUUGUAUAUUUAUAGAUACAGGCUUGCUUGGCGUAAAACCAUCCACAAGUCUCUUUGGACAGCCAGUACUAACUGGUCAAAGUGAGUAAAAAUUUUCAUAUUUCAUUUCUCCUUUCUCCUCCCCCUUAACUUAAAAAGUACAAAACAUUUAUUUGAAGUUUAAUGAUGGUAGAAGUGACUAGCCCUUUUGGGACUCAGGGCUUGACAGGUGCCAGCUUGUUUGGCAGAACAUCCUCCACAAGUCCUUUUGGAGAGCCACCAAAUACUCAGAGUACGGGCUUGCUAGGCGGAACACCAUCCACAAGUCUUUUUGGACAGCCAGUACUAAAUGGCCAAAGUACGGGUUUGUUUGGCCAAACAACCUCUGCAAGUUCUUUUGGACAGCUACAAAAUACUCAGGGUGAGUAAAAAUUUUUAU